Molecule: messenger RNA, 7349 nt
Organism: Hylaeus anthracinus
Lineage: Eukaryota; Metazoa; Arthropoda; Insecta; Hymenoptera; Colletidae
Gene: Dab
Exons: 7
Coding region: 1118-6256 (1712 amino acids)
Source: RefSeq, a predicted model, not a curated record
UGAUAAACCACUGUACCAUGUUUCCAUCCGUCAUUCGUUAUUCGAACGAAAUGAUCUCCAUCUCUGGACCACGAGCGAUCACAGAGGGAGAUGGGAAAAUUUGCGAGCGGAAAAGCGCGCGCUGAGCGGGAAAUAUUCUCCGGCGGCCCCCGAAGCGACGACGCCACGUACUAGAUGGUAUAUUAUUGAUCAAUAAGAGAGGCUAACAUGGAUGACCCGUGCCGGCAGAGGCAGCCGUUACUUCCUACGUAUUUUUACGCCACGCGGUUUUAUCGCGAGAAGCCGAUCUUGGAACCGUGUCCACGCGAUCUCGGUGUUCUCCUCACUGUCUUCGAGAAACGUGCCAGCGUAUUUACUGGACGAGAAGUACCGACUGUGCCCUGAAACGCGCCAAUCGUCGUACUUCCGUGGAAAUACUCGAAUCGAGGGUGAAAGAGCGACAGAGAGGGAGUAACGGAAGAGUGGCGAGCUGGAGAGAGCAAGUACGAGGAUAGGCCGCGGGUGAAAAAGGGUGAGACCAGUGGCGUAACUAAGUGAACCUAAAUUCGUGGGCUCCUAACAAAUUUAUAAACAUCACGGCAAUCUCCGGCCUUCUUCGACUACACGUUAGCUUAAUAUAAUUUCUGCAAUACGUAACGAACGUUGUCGAGGUCUGCAAUCGUCUCAGCAAGAGUAUUCUCCACGAAAAUUUGUUUUGAUCUACUCGAUACGUGGGAAAGACUCGCGGUUAAUUUAUCCUCUGUAUUUCGUACUGAAACUUUGCUCGAGUCAUUAGAUAUCGCGUGAAAUAAAUUAAAUUAAUUAUUUUUCGUGAAAGUAUCUAAGUUAACAUCGAACGUCCACAAGAUUCGAAUUCAAGGGCCCCAAACAUAAAUUUCGACCAAGGGGCCACGCUGGUUGCGCCACUGGAGAGCUGGAGAAAGAGAAGGUGGUAAAGGGUGAGAUAGCGGCCGCAAGGACGACGGAGAUAGAAGAAAGACAAGUGUGAGCGACAUGUGCCUGUGUUGAGAAUUCUGUUCACGAUAGUGCGGCGGCCGAGGGUGCGCCGAGAGAGAAGAUCGGUAACUUUUUCCAUUCCUUUAUCCGAUACUCUCUCGUCGCCUACACGGGACUAUCGAUGCAGACCUUACGGAAGAAAAACAGUCCGCGCAAGUUCAAGUUCGAACCAACCCGAUUUCUUGGGGAGGGUGUGUCGUUCAAGGCAAAGUUGAUUGGCAUAUUGGAAGUGUCGGAAGCGAGCGGGGACCGAAUGUGCCAAGAAGCUUUGGCGGACCUGAAGAUGGCGAUUCGAGCCGCUGGUGAACACAAACAACGAAUCUCCAUCCAGGUCAGCAUCGAUGGAGUACGCUUGCGGGACGAAAAGUCUGGGGACUGUCUGUAUCACCAUCCUGUGCACAAGAUAUCCUUCAUCGCUCAGGAUACCAGCGAUUCGAGGGCGUUCGGAUACAUUUUCGGUUCACCUGAUACUGGACAUCGUUUCUUCGGCAUAAAAACUGAUAAAGCUGCGAGCCAAGUAGCGAUCGCUAUGAACGACCUGUUUCAAGUGGUCUUCGAGCUGAAAAAGAAAGAAAUCGAGCUAACGAAGCAACACUUGGAGCAGAAUGCCAUAAGUGUUAUUAAGUUUCACACUCGUGGCAUCUUCACCGAACCUACACCAGACACCAAAGGUGCAGCAGGAACCGAGUCCUCUCUUCAUCGAGCAAAGAGCACGAAUCCGGAGGUAGACAAACAACCUGAGAAAAGAAACGAAUCUCAAAGUGGUGUAAUAGCGGAUUUAUUAGACUUACAGUUUGAACUAAAUUCUCUGCAGCAAGGAAUCCAUCACAUGGACAAAAUCACUCCCGAAAAUCCACCGCCGUCCGCAGACAGCCUCUUUGAACCUGACCCGUUUGGUGAUUCAUUCGCAAACAUGAAGUUGGAAGACACCGUGCGGCCUAUUUUGCCCCCACCGCCAUCAGGCUCGAAAAGAGGUCAUUUGGAGCGACAGGCAACGAUUCCAGGUCCCCAAUCGUCGGUCACGUCGAGUCCAGCGACUACUUUGACGAGCAAAACACCUCCUCUUCAAGGUUCGGUUCAGUGGUUCGACAAGGAUGCAGAAAACCUUUUCAGUGAUAACGAGGUCACCAGUUCGGCCAAGAGUACACCAGUAAAGAAGGAACAGGACGAGGCCCAGGCCCAGGCCAAGAGUCCCCAGAUAGACGUUUUCACGGAGCUGGACCCCCUAGGCACAGGCCUGAUAAAACCAUACGUAGACAAGAAGGACUUUUUUCAACACCUGAAGAACCCCCCGAAGAAGGUCCUGAAAGAUCUGGUGUCCACCAACUCGGCCGACACGUUCCCCACGAACUUCAGCGGCGGUUCCGAUUCCGCGGACUCGGAGAACCAGGUACGAAACGACUUGCUGUCGACGGACAGCCAGUUCGACGACAGUAACUUCGCGAAUUUCGACCGAUUCGACGAAACCGAGGCGGUUCAGCCAGCCUUCGGUCGCUCCGAAUCGACGCGAAGAACGGAAACUGGUCUUAAGUCGGCUCAGCAUCAACCGCUCUCCGUGUCUCUGCCACCCGAAGAGUCUUCUGCUACGAGUGCGCCUGCUAUUUCAUUAGGGGGCGCUACGCUGCUCGGUCGAAUGGAAAAAGAGUCGGUUGAGUCUGUGCAUGGAUUGGUCCAGCUUCGAAGUCCCAUAAAGUCAGGACGCAAGAAGGAUUUCGACAUAGACCUGCCUCCUGGUAAAGGCCAAUCCAUAGAGAAGCCGUUCCCUGUAGACUUCACGACGACGACCGAGUCGCCAGCGUCGCCCUUGAAGUCUUGUUCCUCUGACGCGAAUUCUCGACUCUCCAGUUCGUCUGCGGAGCUGGAGUUGGUCCCAGAGCCUCCUCCUCGAGGAGUGGCUAAUAUCCUGAUCAAUCCACCGCCCCUGCCUCCGAAGAAGCAGGGCGCCAGAGGUGCCGUGAAACCUCCACCGAGACCACCUCAUACCGAGGGCUACUUUCACUAUGAUUUCCCUGAACGAGAGCACCCAGUGCCUGUCAUAUCGAAAGACAAGAACAAGAGUCCUCUGAAGGACGCCAGAAGUCACUUCGACGACAACUUCAGCCCCCCUCUUCACCUGUCCACUAAAUCAGAUUUAAUUGGAUCGAUGACUACGUCUACAUUCGAAGAUUCCUUUAGCUCCAUGGUACCUACGACGAACCUGUCCACGUUCUUCACCCCCACGACCGCAUCUACCACGACGAAGAAGGCGAAACCAUCUUUGGACAUCACGCUGAGUCAAUUGACGUCCUCGAAUUUGAACGAGUUGGCUAACAGUCUUGGUAUGACGGUACAGGAGCUGACAAGCUUGACUCUUCAGCAACUGACAGACUGCUUGGCGACCUUGUCAGCUAAAGAAUUUCCUUCGAACGACAAGGACGAACCUGUGGGGAGACAGGAACGAAUUCCGACCACGAAGUCGCAGCCUUUCCCAGAUACCGUGCAAUCCAAGUCCUACAUCGAAUCUCAAGCCUUCACCAAGGUAGUCACCGACCAGGAACCUAAGUCUGAUGCUACUUACGACAAGUACGCGGUGUUUCGUGAACUGUUGGAGCUGGAGCAGAUGGAGAGGAACGAGGAGGUGAUGCAAGAUUCAGUCGAAGAGGAAGUAUCUGAAGCUAUGAAGGAAACCUUUGAAAAUGCUAGUUCAGAGCCUGAGGACGAAAGCAAGCCCGAGAGCAUAGUCUCCUUGGUGAACCUGACGGUGAAGCUUCCCCCGAGCAACGAGGACCUGGCCACGGAGGAAAUGCCUAACGCAAACGAUGAAACGAACGAGCCUUCGUCGAGCUCUGCCAGUGAGAAAGCUCAGUCUGUUGAAACGGAAACUACCACUAGGAUGUCCAUAACGGAAGUGGAAAUCGUGACAGAAUUCGUGACAAAACAGAGCAUAGAGGUCGGUGAAGAGUCUGAUAGAAGGGAUUCUAUGGCGGACGAUGAAGAAACGGAGCAAGCUGAGAAAACCAACGACGUUCACGAAGAAUCCGAUAAACCUGCCACAGAGAGCAAUCCUGAAGAGCCAAAUGGGACCCUAGCCGUAGAGAAACCAGGGGUGGUGAAGUCCUCCAUAUCGACCUCCAGCGACAGGUACGCUGCCCUACGCGAGAUCAUCGGCGAACCCGAGCCGUUGCCUAAGCAGAACGAAGAAAAUGGGUCCAACUCUGCGCAGGUGUCCCCUGUGCUUUCAUCGUCGACUCAGUCGAAAGGUAUGGCUGAAGUGGAGCUGCUGAACCUGUUCUCCGACACGCCACCUUCGUCAUCCAGUCCGAAGAAACAGGUGAAGAAGGAGGACGAUUUGAAGACAAUGGACAUCUUCGAGGAGAUAAAGAUGUUGAGUACGGGAACACAUACAGCAAAAGGAAACAAGUCUACUAUUUCAGAGGACAUUUUCUGUCCUUUCGCGGAGCUGAAGCAGGAGCCUGAUGACGGUAAGGACGAUGCUAAUUGGGCAAAGUUCGACACAGGAUUGUUCGUUUCGGAGCGACCGUGUUGCGAGGACACUCCGUCGAUCAGUGGCACGUCACCGUGGUCACCGGAUGGUAGGGAGUUCCAGAGGGAACCAUCGUUCAAAGGUGGUGUCUACAGACAGUCAGGAGAUAGCGACAACGAGUGGAAGGACGAAGAAGAAAGCGAAGAGAGCAACGGAAGAACGAGAGGAGAUAGAUUCUGGUGCAGCAGGCAUCCUCGAUUCGACGUGCCAGCUUUUGGCGACAGAUCGUUCUACGAGGAGGCUGGGUCGGUUCCUGGGAACAAGAGAGAUAGAAGUUUUCGAGAUAGGAUGGUGAAGAAGCCUCGCGACGCGGCGUGGAUCAAGAAUCCUGGAUACAGGCCACGCGACCCCUCUUCCUGGCACGACGAAAGCCAGUGGGACGAGGAGUCCAGACGCUACCCUCAUCGGAAGAUGCAGUACAAAGACGAAGAGGUCCAAUACGAAGCGCACUGGAAGUGCAGACCGCAGCCACAACGUUGCAACUGGGCACACGAGCCAUUCUAUGACAAUGAGAGGAAGAGAAAGCUGGCGUUGUGGAACGAAGAGGACAGGUUUGGCAGCCAGAAGAGCAUGGGUUACGACGAAGAGGACAGGUGGUACAGGUCCAAGUACGAGAGAAAAAGGUGGGAGGAGGACGCUAGAUUCUGGAACAGGAAGUCAGGCCCACCUGACCCCGAUUAUCCUACCAGAGAGAGCUAUUACUAUUAUCGAGAAGGCAGGGAAAGGCCACAUGACUAUCCAAGUACCUGGGAUACUGAAUACGGUUCAGAUCGACCUGGAGACGACUCGCCUAGGUACAAUCUAUCCUGUAGGAAGAGGCACUGGCCCAAGAGGCCCAACAGCGCCAACGAGGGCCGCAACACGGACAUACUUUAUACAGAAUCACGAGGGAAAUUCGACACGUCCAGGUCGGAGUGCAGUGACAACGAUUCCGAUCCUUACCUACGACAGUCUCAACGCUCGAGAAGCCGCGAGAGUUAUUGGGGCAGCGACCAGGAAUACGACAGCUGGGGCGAAAGGCCCUACUGGUCCGAAGGGCCUGACACGAAGAGCGAGAGUCUCCAUCGCAAGAGAAUUCCCAGGCACAAGCCCAGACCGCAUCCAAAGACUCAGAGCCCCUUCGAAGACGACUUUGCACAAAGCGUGGAACACGUGGACCCUUCUGGUGUCGAAUCUUUGGCUGCUGUCGAGCCACGGAUCCGUACGGAUCAGAACGACCAGAAACCACCGCCGACGAGCCCUUCUUCUAGUAAGAGGUACGCUAAGGACCUACCCAGGAAGGAGAUCCAAAGGGAGUACAGUAAGAGGUCCAGUUACUUCGAAGAUGACCUCACGCCCACGGCUAGCGCUUCCAGCGAUGCGUCUGAUCGUCAGAGGAUACCCUCUGACCUCAAGGCCACCCCUGAAGAGCUACCCUGCGACAGCAAGGACGCGCACCAAGCAGCAGAUGGUUUUGUUUCGGAGGACAGCGGUCGAGAUUCAUUCUUCAACGGUGAUCUGAGAUACGACGACGACGCAUUCGCGUUUAAAUCUGAAAUGGAGGAUAAUGUACCCGAGAGGGCCACCACGUUGCCCCUGAAGAACCACAGUCGACAAGGCAAGUACGGUCCUGGGAACAACAACAAUAAUAAUAACAAUAACAAGUCGCGAGGGGAUCAGUACAUCAGGAAGUCGGAGUCGGUGAACAUAUUCGUCAGGGAGAACGAUCCAUUCGACGACGACGACUUCUUCAACUGAUAAGUCGUUCCUCGAGUGCUCGAAACGGUGCUGGACAUUGCGACGUCAGGUGCGUCGGGAUGCGUAGGACUUCCGUUGCGUUCUCUUGUAACUGAAUGACGCUGACGUUGCUUUUAUAACGUGGGAACGUAUUUAUUUGAGAAGGUACAGGCUUUUCCUCGGUAUUUGCCCUGAUGCUAUCGAUGUCCACCGAGCACGCGAUGAUUAAUGGAAUAUGUACCGUCGGGCUGUUUUUGGUCAUGUCUGAUAACAGUUGCAUCAUCGAACAUUAUGGGAUGUAAUGGAAUGGGAAUGUAAAGAAAUGGUCGACGAAUUAGUUGGCCGUUCGAGGUCUUGGAGUGAGGGUAAACACCACCUUUGCUUCUCCGUUUCUUCGCAGAGGCUCGGUAACCGAAUAAUAGAAGGCAAACUCCUACGUUUGCUCGAGACAAUGACGUCACAGUUCUUGAGUAACCAACUAAUUCGGCGGUCAUUUAAAAAAAAACUUCACCACCUGACAUUCUGUACUUAUUUAUGACUAUCUCCAAUUGUCUAUCGCUGAAGGUUCAUACUACGAUUGGAGGUAAUCGUUGUCCAGGAUAUGUCGGCCACGAGGUGCCAUACAGAAACUAGUCAUUGUUUUAAUAAAUUUGUACAUAAUGUUAUCGGUGUUAGCAUGAAAUUGAUUCGGUGAUAGAAGUCUGCAUACGUGCGUGCAAUUUACAUGACAGUUUACGUCACACUUGUUUAACACACAGUAACAUCGGGCGCGUACUUUGAAUUCGUAACCAUGGUUCCCAGCAACUAUAGUUAUCGUGUUUUCUGCUUUAUUCGUUUGAUACGAUGAUGUUAGUCAUAUUGCGAAGCCUUAGAAUAAUUAUGCGAAAAACAGGUGCGAUUAUUGACGAUUGCUGCGGUUGGAACUACUGUUGGCUUCCAAGUGCGAGUAGUGUUCUUUUGCCGAGAGUCCAAGUUUCUACCGAGGGUCUACUUAACAUUAUACACUUUCUACUAGAUGGCUUUUCAUCAACUCGAAGCUUCCUCUUCAAUAUCAACGACUACGUUAUCCAUUUGCUGUGUCGCCACCUAAACACCCAAAAAUGUUACAAAAGAA